AUGCGUGAUCUCCUACCAGCUCUUCGUGCGGCGGGUCUGCCAAAGUUUAAAGAGGUCGGUCAGAGAGAAUGGAUCCGAAGAUUGCGCGAUUCGAAUCCAGAUCCCGAAGCUAAUCUGACCGUCAAACUCGUCGAGUUCUUCACGAGCAAAUAUGACACUGAAGUGACGAUGCGGAGGAAUUUGGACUAUGUCACCUCUGCGGCGGUGGAGUUGUCCCCAGUAUUGGCGACUGUUCCAGACUGGUCGACUGAGUUGGUGGAGAAGUUUGUGGAUAACUUCCUCAAGACGAGCUGGGCUACAAAAUGCCGGGGAGUGGUGGAAACUCACUGA
Capronia coronata CBS 617.96 is the source of this 330-nucleotide messenger RNA. RefSeq lists its product as uncharacterized. The coding region runs from base 1 to 330 and encodes 109 amino acids. The transcript has a single exon. The record is from RefSeq and is a predicted model, not a curated record. Lineage: Eukaryota; Fungi; Ascomycota; Eurotiomycetes; Chaetothyriales; Herpotrichiellaceae.